Messenger RNA from Schistocerca nitens (vagrant locust), 5862 nucleotides. RefSeq names its product UDP-glucosyltransferase 2-like. The transcript is spliced from 8 exons. The record is from RefSeq and is a predicted model, not a curated record. Bases 1 to 1788 code for a protein of 595 amino acids. Gene Ontology annotation, molecular function: UDP-glycosyltransferase activity. Lineage: Eukaryota; Metazoa; Arthropoda; Insecta; Orthoptera; Acrididae.
AUGCCUGAUCCCCUGGAAUCCGAUGAUCAGGGCUAUUUAACCAGUCCUACUAACUGGGGUCCAGGGGUCCAGUGGCCGCCGGAGCGGAACUGCCGAGACUCCAGGAACAGGUCCGAGGCGCUGCCGCGCACCGACGGACACGCCGGCUGCGCUGGACGAUUCUCAGAGCUGCACGGCGAAGCGCUGGCGUUCUGCCGCCUUACACGGGGAUUCCUGGGAUCGCGCUCCGAAACACUUGCAGGAAACAUGGGAAUGGCGAGGGUGUGGCUUCUCUUGGUGCUGACCGCGCACUGCUCCCGGUCCGCGGACAUCCUGUUCGUGGCGCCCACGUGGGCUGUGAGCCACGCGCUGCCCCUGCACAAGGUGGUGACCGCGCUGCUCGGCAGGGGGCACCACGUCACCUACGUCACGCCGCACCCCCUGCAGCCCGAAAAGAACGAGAAUUACACCCUGGUUGACCUGACUCUACCUGUCAUGAAACCUGCAAUAGUGAACAGGUCAAUCUUGGCAGAUACGUGGCCAAUGAGACUAGUUGAAGCGUACCACGAAUCUGGUGUUCUAUGCUGCAACAGACUGAAGCACCCAGCAAUGCAAGAAUGGCUCAAGUCUGACCAUAGGUUUGAUCUUGUCGUCAUGGAGCGUCUGCCGUACCAGUGUUUCUACGGGCUGGUGCACAAAGUAGGGCUGCCCCCCAUGGUUGGCAUCCUGACACUUCCUGCUAUGGCACCAACCUACUACGCCAUAGGCAACCCCAUAAACCCAGCAUAUCUGUCAGAUGUUUUCAUUGGAUACACCGACCACAUGAAUUUCUGGCAGCGGCUGUACAACACUUACUUCAUCGCAAGGUUUCUCUAUUUCUGGCAGACAACAGUACUGCCUGCCCAUGAAGCGAUUAUGAGGGAAAUUUUUGGCCCAGAUCCACCAUCAGUUUACGAAAUGGAGCGCAACUUCAGCAUGCUGAUAGUUGAUGUUCAUUUCAGUGGGGAUUACCCUAGACCAAAUGUACCAAAUGUGAUUGAAGUCACAGGACUGCACGUAGAAGACAAUGUCGAACCAUUACCACAGGAUAUCCAGAAGUUUCUUGACGAAGCAGAGCACGGAGUCAUCUACUUCAACCUGGGCUCGAACGUCAAGAGCAGCACGCUGCCGGAACAUAGAAGGCAGGCGUUCGUGGACGCCUUCAGAGAGAUGCCGCAGAGGGUUGUCUGGAAGUGGGAAGACGACAACAUUCCUGACCUCCCAGACAACGUACUCGUGAGGAAGUGGCUCCCACAGCAGGGCAUUCUGGCUCAUCCAAAAGUGAAACUGUUCAUCAUGCAAGGCGGUAUACAAAGCCUAAACGAAGCAGCGUUUCGCUCCAUUCCGCUGAUCGCCGUGCCGUUCUUCUCUGACCAGCGUCACAACUGUGCCAAGAUAAACGCAGCAGGAAUUGGUGUCCGAAUUUACCUCAAGGACAUCACGAAGGAAUCUGUUCUUGAUGCCAUACACAGAGUUCUGGAAGACCCCAGCUACAAGGAGAGGAUGGCGCAGUAUUCUCGGCUGUUCCGCGAGCACCGCGAGCAGUCUGUGGAGACGGCGGUGUGGUGGCUGGAGUACGUGAUCCGCCACAAGGGAGCGCCGCACCUGCGCAGCGCCGCCCUGGACCUCCACUGGUGGCAGCUGCUGCUGCUCGACGUCAUCGCCUUCGUGCUGGCCGCAGCCGCCGCCGCCGUCACCGCCCUCUGGUUCGUGGCCAGGAGGCUGCUGGUCGCCUUCACAGCGCGGAAGGACAAGCUCAAGACCCACUGAGCCACACCUGCCUGCGAGAGGUUACAGUAGCGCGAUGUACAAAGUUACCGCAAAGAAUGCUGCACGCAAUAACUGAUCAAAUAUUGUGAUGAUCCCCUCAUUAAGGCAACACUGUGACUCUAAUUAUGUGGUGAUCUACUGUAAACACAACCACAAACAAUAGCCGUAAGUGUGGUAUUUGCCAUCAACGGAAGUAAAAUGGACUGGUGUAGAGCUGCAAGACUGUAAUUAAUGUAUAUCAUAGUUGUUUGCAUUUCAAGACAAUACAUUUGUUUUCGACAAUUGGCGGUAGUUACCGCGCAAGGUGGCGCAGUUUUAAGAAAAUGGACUCUUAUUCUGGAGGACGCCAGCUCAAAUUCACGUCCGGUCUUCCCUGAUUUCAGUAAAUCGCUUAAGAGAAAUGUUACGAUAGUUCCUUUGAAGGGCAAGGUUGAUUACUUCCUCAGCAUGAACUUGUACUCCUUGUCUUAUGAACUCGUCUUCGAUGGGAUACUGAAAUAUUAUCUUCCACUUUUAUUGUAGUGUUGUGGUGACGAGUUCGUUAGUGAAGGUAGACGGGCGGCAUAGGUCACGAAGUCCGCCCCCGGUAGCUGAGUGGUGGUUAGUUGCGCUCUGUAAUAAAAAAACUGAGUUAAUGGGUCAACGACGAACUAAAACGGGUGUCUUACGACGUCCGCCUCGAGCACAUACAACGAACAAAAGCGAACAAAACGAUAUUUAAAAAAAAAAAAAACAAAAAACAAAAAAAGUGGUCAGUGUGACAGAAUGUCAAUCCUAAGGUCCCGGGUUCGAUUCCUGGCUGGGUCGGAGAUUUUCUCCGCUCAGCGACUGGGUAUUGUGUUGUCCUAAUCAUCAUCAUUUCAUCCCCAUCGGCGCGCAGGUCGCCGAAGUGGCGUCAACUCGAAAGACCUGCAUCAAGCGAACGGUCUACCCGACGGGAGGCCCUAGCCACACCACAUUAUUAUUAUUAUUAUUAUUAUUAUAGGUCACGAACAGCUCUGUGACAGUUUAGUUGAUUACAGAAGACGAGUGCACGUGGUAGAUAGUACAUACAGAACCCGCGAUGCACUGUGCACGAUGUGCGGACGGGACGUAGCCAGCGGUCGCUACGCCCAGCUUAACUCGACGGCGGAGCGACCUCGCGAGGCCACCAGUACCUGGUGGCCGUGGUAUGUGGUGGACACCUGCUGGUGGGGCGGCUUUGUACGGCCGGGCUUCAGGCUGGCACACCGCCCCAGCGUAUGGAGGACGCCCUGUGGAGAGAUGGCUGGGAGGGCCUCAGACGAACCCUCGUCUCAUUCAUGCUGCAGCUAGACCCAUACGCCAGCGGACCUAUCAGGCUGGUGGUGGAUCGAUGGCGGUCUCCUGCCACAAGCCCACAGUACAGUGGACGCUGACUCAAUGACUCGCCAAUGCGGCUAGUAUUUACAUGCACCAGGGCGGGCACGUCGUUGACUGGACACCCCAGACGUCAAGUAGAUCACUUGCUGCACCGCCACCAAUGCGUCUCACGUUACAGUAAUGCCGCUGACCGUUGACCAAACGGCCCUGCUGGCCUACCGAGACAGACAUCGCGUCUAGACGAUGUGCUGGCUGCUCACCGCAUUACCGCAAACACAGCAAUCGCGGCAACGAGCCCUUACCUCCGAUCGCGCCGCUACAGUAGUUAACCUUUACAAAGUUCCAUAUCAACUACAAUUCAACUGUAGUGUUUGUACCAGUCUCUGAAACUGCCUGGCAGAUUGGUACUCAAACAUUGGACCUUUGCCUUUCGUGGGCAAGUGCUCUACCGGCUGUGCUAUCCGAGAACAACUCACGACCUGCCCUCACAGCCUGACUUCCCCCAGAAUCUCGUCUCCUACAGUGAAUAGCUCAACCAGUAGAGCAUUUGCCAGUGAAAGGCAAGGAUACCAGGAGGUCUGAACCCCGAUCUGACACAGUUUGAAUCUAUCACAAAGUUCCAAAUCAGCAUACACUCCACUGCAGAGUGAAAAUUAUUUCUGUGUACCAGUAUUUGCGAGAGUAUUUUAUAUCCUGUUUUCCUUCGCCAGUGUGUGUGCAGCAAGCUACACCUAGCGAGGAAACUUCUUGGCUGUUUCUGCCACAGCUGUAAGCACGGUGUGUUGAUAAUUCGCCCAUAGCAUAAGUUACACGAAAUGUUAGUCCUUCAGUCUUAUCACACAGUAUUUUGUUUCUGAAAAUUGUCAAUUUUUGUGUUUCUUAUACCAAUACAUUAAUUCAUGUAUGUUGUUCUGUGACUGCACUAUUCUUUCUCACGCCAUACCUUUCCCACACUACAUGCACUCCGUCUUCAGGCCACAAAUGGCCCAUCGGGACCAUCCGACCGCCGUAUCAUCCUCAGUUGAGGAUGCGGAUAGGAGGGGCGUGUGGUGAGCACACCGCUCUCCCGGUCGUUACGAUGGUUUUCUUUGACCGGAGCCGCUACUAUUCGGUCGAGUAGCUCCUCAAUUGGCAUCACGAGGCUGAGUGCACCCCGAAAAAUGGUAACAGCGCACGGUGGCUGGAUGGUCACCCAUCCAAGUGCCGGCCACGCCCGACAGCGCUUAACUUCGGUGAUCUCACGGCAACCGGUGUAUCCACUGUGGCAACGCCGUUGCCCACACUAUAUGCGUGUAUAGAUAUUACUGUUCAUCAUUUCUAGUCAUCGUACACUGCUUACAGUUGUAAUUAUAUUGUGUCUGCUAGACUGAUGACGAUCACAGCUAAUGCAAACUGACCAUCACAUAAAAUAGAAGAAACUCGUGUAAUGAAACACUGAUAUAAAUACUUCAGUCUCAAGUAUGUGGAUCGUAGUGCUUUCGUCAUGACAAUGUCACACUCCAUCAACAUACCGUUGUUUGAAGCAAAACAAUUAACCCCUUUUCUAUCACACACGAGGGUUAAAAAGAAAACAAUAAUAUGCCCAUUCUAUUAAUCUUUUCUCUGGUGUUGCUAUCCUUUUUGUUAGCUAUUACUUUGAGAGAAAUGGAGCUUUACUAGACCAACUUUAACUCAAUUUCGUCGGUAUAUUUCAUCACCAGGCGGUGUACAGUCAGUGCAUCGACGCAGACAGACCUGCGACUGUUACGCACCGUGCGGGGGAGUGCGGCGUCAAUGUCUCUAAAUUGUCGUCACUGCCUGCACCCCUAAGCCUCGAGGAAGUUUGAGUGCCUCACAUAAAGACCUUCUACAGGGUCUUUUCAGUGUUCUCCCCCAUUCCGCUUUUCAUAAUCGCUUUUUGAUGUAUUCUCCCUUCUGCUUCUUCAUCUUAGAUUCUUCAUUUCACCCAUCUAAUUAUUUCCAAUCAAUUCUUGUUGUUGUUGACUAAAACCCUCCAUUCCCAUAUUGAAGGAAACACCCGCUCGCUUAAAUAUGUUUCCCAUAAAAGCAGUCCAGGUUAAUGCUUUGUUUUCAGUCUCCCUCCAAUAAUUUGUAAACUGCAUAUUUUGUUGAGUCAUCGUAAUUUUUGCUUCGAGGCUCAUCCAUGUUCCACUAUCACUGACAUGCAGAUCAAUAACUUGCAAAGUUCUUCCCUUCUGGACAAACAGUGGCGUCGGGAAACCACUCCUGGGGCACCACUGUGGUUUCAAUAAUGACAUCGCUAUGGAAUGAGUAUUAGUUAUUAAAUUUUGAUUCCGAUGUUGAGCAGUUUAAUUCAAAGUUGUUACAUGGUUGCCUGCAGCACUGUGUUGCAAACAAUACCUCAUGUAUUAAUACUAUUUUCUGUAAAGGUUGUGAUAUUUUAUGCAAACUUAUUAAAUAGACUGAAUAUCAAUGAAGUUUUGUGUUCUUCUUUAAAUCGGCCGCGGUCCAUUAGUAUACGUCGGAACCGCGUGUCGCCACUGUCAGUGAUCGCAGACCGAGCGCCGCCACACGGCAGGUCUAGAGAGUCGUCCUUGCACUCGCCCCAGUUGUACAGCCGACGUUCAUAGGAAUGGUUCACUGACAAUCACGCUCUCAUUUGCCGAGACGAUAGUUGGCAUAGCCUUCAGCUACGUCAAUUGCUACGACCUAGCAAGGCGCCAUUACCAGUUAAUAUUGAAAUUAUACUUUUGUAUCGUCAAGAGCGAUGUA